AUGCUGCACCGCCUGUUGUUCGUAGUUGUUGCUGUUUGCUGGUUUCCAGUGUCGCUUUGCGAAGAUGCCACUUUCGUUCCAGAUCUCGACGAGACCGAGAGUCCAACUCUUGAUCAGAGCGUCAUUGCCACUGUAGUACCGGCUGAAGCAGUCGUUGAAGCAGAAGAAGAGGAGCCAGAGGCAGCCUUACCAGCAGUGACUGAAGAAGAACCAGAACCUGAGGAAGACCUCGUCGUCACAGUAGCUCCUACUGAUGAAGUGACUGAAGCGGCUCCGGAAGAAGUACCAGUAGAAACACCUGAAGCAGAGCCAACAGAGGAAGAAGUAGAGGUAGAACCAACAGAAGCUGUGACAGUGGCACCGGAAGAUGACGAAGAGCCUUCACUAUUAAUACCAGCUGGUACUGCCACUACAGCACCAUCUACAGUUGUGCCUCCUCCUGAGGAAGAUUCGUCUGACUCGUUGCCAGAAGAAACCACAGCGCAAGUAGAGAAAACCAACGCCAAUUCUGACGGUGAAACUACCGCCACGGAUGGAGAGGAAGACGUCAAGGAUGAAGACGAAGAGGAAGCCACUACUGGUACCCGUGGGGCCAGCAAUCCUACCCAGAGCGUCAGUGCAGCCGAAGAUCUCGAACGAGAGCGCUGCGCGACGCCAGGAGACUCAUGUGAAUUACGCCAGCUCAUUGCAAGCCUUGAGGAUGAAUUAUGCCAGCUCAUUGCAAGCCGCUUCGAGUUCCUAUCGAAGCAGAUUAUUGCACAACAAAAGGAAAUCUCUGCGCUACGCCGACGCCAGGAGACCUCUGGACAAAGCCAACUCAUUGCAAGCCUUGAGGAUGAGCUACGCUCUGAACAACUCCAGCUCGCCAAUGAGCUUCGCUCUGAACAACGCCAGCUCGUUGCAAGCCUUCAGGAUGAGCUACGCUCUGAACAACUUAACCUCGCCAAUGAGCUACGCUCUGAACAACGCCAGCCCAUUGAAAACCUUCAGGAGAUGCAGGUACGACUCUUUGCGGCCGUCCAAGAGAUGCAUCGCGCGGGAGCCUCCCAUUAGACUCGUUCCGAUCCACCCAUCCACUGCCUCGGAGCAAUCCAGUCCCUGGCUACUGGCUACAGUGCCAAAAUGUAGCUACCGGUGCCAUACCGGUACCGUAGUUGGCUGCCAGUACAUGUAGUACAUGUUGAGCCUUCAUCUAAUUUUACUCUAGCAAAACUCCACUACAUGUACCGUACUUAAGCUUCUGACGUUCCGAAGGAUUCAAUCAAGGUUGCUGAGCUUACAGGCUCGACCGUCUAACAAUGUAAUCAAUG
Messenger RNA from Seminavis robusta, 1310 nucleotides. Lineage: Eukaryota; Bacillariophyta; Bacillariophyceae; Naviculales; Naviculaceae. The record is from the annotation of a GenBank genome assembly.